Molecule: messenger RNA, 324 nt
Organism: Peronospora belbahrii
Lineage: Eukaryota; Oomycota; Peronosporomycetes; Peronosporales; Peronosporaceae
Source: the annotation of a GenBank genome assembly
AUGUCGUCUACUGGAAUUGCUGUGGGCUUAAACAAGGGGUUUCCUGUUAACAAGAAGCAAGUAGCUCCUCGUCCUGCAUCUCGUAAGGGACGCGCGGGCAAGAAAACGAAACUUGUGCGUGAGAUUGUCCGUGAGGUGGUUGGUUUGAUGCCGUAUGAGAAACGUAUUCUUGAUAUGAUCAAGAGCGGUGGUUCAUCGGCUGAGAAGCGUAUCUACAAGUUUUCAAAGAAACGUCUUGGUACGCACCGUCGUGCUUUGCAAAAGCGUGAAGAAAUGAAGGCGUACUACGCUGCUCUUCGUGCUAAAGCUGCUCACCAUGCUUAG